UUGUGACUGACUUAUUUCACUCAGCAUAAUGUCCUCCAAAUUUAUCCACAUUAUGUUUCAUGGAUUUGUCAUUUUUCUUUAUCCUUGCGUAGUAUUCUUGCAUUCAGCUGUUUUUUCUUUCUACUGCUGAACAGAAUUUCACUGUAUGAAAAUACCACAAUUUAUCCAUCUUACUGUUGAUGAACACUUAGGUUGUGUUCAGUUUUAGGCUACUAUGAGUCAUGCUACUAUGAACUUUCUUGUACAUCUUUGGUGCAUGAGUGUUCACACUUCCGUUGGGAGUAUAUCUAGAAGAAGAACUGCUGGGUUACACGGUAUGUUCAGCUUUAGAAGUGAUUUUCUCCGAAGUGAUUUUACCAAUUUACAUUUCCACCAGCAGCGUACGCAACUCUCAGUUGCAACGCAUCUUCAUCAACACUUGGUGUUUUCAGUCUUUCUGAUUUCAGCCAUUCUGAUGUGUAGUGGCAUUUUAUCAUGUUUUUUUGUUGAUGUGUAGUGACAUCUUACGGUUUUAAUUUUAAUUUUCAUAGUGUUUUCAUGUGUUUAUUGGCCUUUUGGAUAUCCUCUUUUGUGAAACAAGUGCCUGUUCAGAUCUUCUGCCUAUCUUUUAACUGGGCCACCUUUCUCUUUCCUUAUUGUUUGAUAAGAGUUCUUCAUAUACUCUGGAUAUAAUAUAUACAAGAGUAAGUACAGGAAACAGCUUUUUACCUUUUCACUCCCUUAAUGGUGUCUUCUGAUGAAUAAAAAUGACUAUUUUUUAUUGCACUUGAACUCUUCCUUUGUGAUUAGUAUUUUUUGUCUUGUUUAAGAAAUCUUUGCCUAUCCCAAGAUGCUGAAGAUAAUCUCCUAUGUUAUACAUUAAACUUUAUUGUUUUUACCUUUCACAUUAGAAUUUGAAUUUGAAUUCUUCUUGACUUGAUUUUUUUGUGCAUGGUAUGAUGUGGGGAUCAAGAGGCUUUUUUCCCCCAUUUGGCUAUCUAGUUGACCCAGUAGCACUUACUGAAAAGACUGUCCUUUCCUCACUAUUCUGUGGUGCUUUACUUGUCAUAAAUCAAGCAUUCAUAUACAUAUGGGUCUGUUUCUGGACAUUCUAUUCUGUUCCACAUGUCUAGCUGGCUAUCCUUGUGCCAAUACUAUACUCUCUUAAUUAUUUACUGUAGCUUUAUUGUAAACCUUGAUAUCUUGUAGUGUAAUUUCUCCAAAUUUGCUUUUCUCAUUCAAGAAUGCCUUGACUAUUCUUAAUCCUUUGUUUUCUUUAACUUAAUCCUCACAAAAAUCCUAUGAAGUAAGGUAGUUAGGAUGUCCAUUUCACAGAUUGGUAAACAGAUACUCAAGAGAAAUGAAGUAAUUUGUCCACAGUCAUAUAGCCAUCAAGUGUUGGAGAAAGAUUAAAACCCAGAUUUGUCUGAUUCUAGAUCUAAGGACUUAAGUCUAGACUUCAUACACUGUCUCCUUACUUCUAAAGCCAAAUGACCCUGUCAGGGAAUUUAAUAAGGAUGCAUUACAAUUUUAAGAAAUUCUAACGUUCUAAACCACCCAUUAUUCCAGUUAAAAAUCUUGUUUGGCAGCUACAAAAAAGACACUUUACUGGUGAGACUUAGAAAAACAAAGCAGCCACGAGGUAAAAGCUUCCUUGGAUUCCUUCCACUGCCCCCCUGUCUCUUAUCAGUCACCUGGACUUGUAUAGCCCCUCCACCCUUGCUCCUCUCUCCUGCUAGCUCCUGCCAGCACUCCUCUCCCUUUUUGACUCUUAAGCCACAUACUCGACUACUUAUGUUCUCCUACUAAGCCAAGGUCUUUCACAGAGCCGUACCUUUGCUCAGAACACCCUCUCCCACUCCUGACUACUUCCUCCUUUUUCUUUCAAACCUGGGUAUCACUUUCCUUAAGAGACAUUCCAGACCUCACCUGAGUUAGGCACUCCUCCUCCUCUGUGCCCUCCUCCUAGCAUGCACAUUGUCCUAGAGUUCAGUUGUCUGUCUCUCCAACAAGACUGUGAGGAACUCGAGGAUGGGCUGGCAUUGUUGCUGUGUUCUGCAACUUGCAUAGUGCAGGCAGAUGUUUGCUACAAAGUUCUGAGAGAAAUCAGAUGGACUUUUUUUCUUUUUUUGCUAUGUGCUAUAAUUAAAUAACACUCUAAGAAGAGGCGAGAGAGAAAUAACUUCUAAUAAGUCCAGGGCACACUGUUUGGUAGAAGUGGCAGAUUAGAAGUCUUAGGGAAGAGAUGGAAAUACCUUCUGUGAUGGAUUUGGGCUUUCAGUUGAGACAAAAACAAGAUCAAGUGAUAGAAGGUCAGAUAUUAAAAGGAUAUGUAUAUAUAUAAAGGCAAGCUGUGACUCAUUAAAAGAAUUCAGAAGAAUUAAAAUGUUUAUGUAAAAUAUACAUUAAACUAACAACAAGACAGGUUCUUCUGAGAUUUAUUCAUUCAACAAAUUCUGAGAGUCUGGUGCUAAGAGUGGCUGCUUCUCUUGCUCACCAAUUUUGAAAAUGAUGGUUUAAGGUAGGCAGGGGCAGAAAAAAGGGGUAAUCUCUCCAGCGGGGACAUUUUCAACAGAAUGAGACAUGAUACUCUUAUUUGAGUGAAAAACAAAACCAGCUCCAGGCCCUAGAGCUCUAUAAUCCUCAGCCUGCUUGACAUGCUUUCAGCUCUUGGUGCCAACCCAAAGGCAGUAGAACACAAACACUCAGAAAUCUUGGAGAACUUCCAGGCUAACCAAAGCUAACUGGCUCUUUCAUUAAGAAUAGGAGCUUUACUUUUGCAAACAUCUUCCCAGGUGCACCAAGCUGACCCUUCUUCACCACCGUUAAAAUGGAGAAAAGGAAAAAUUGCCAGCUAGCCAACCCAGGUUUUCCAUAUUUUCUUACUUAAUUCAUAUUUUCAUGGUCAGUCUGUUUACUAAAAGGCAGAAGAAGGGAUUAAGUGCCUCUCAAAGAAGGAAAACCACUCUAGUCCUCCACAUUCUUCAUGGUUUUCUCUACUGGCUUAGCUAUGCUUAAAACAAGGGCUUACUUUUUCUUUUUUUAGAAAUUCAGAAUCUAGGGCAUCAUGGGGCCACUGGUGUUUUGGAGAACAGACAGAUAAUCUUCUGGCACUGGAAAUACCCUUAAUUAGCUAUUUUUCUCAAAAUUUAUGGGGAGUUUAUUGACAUUUGGGCAGCUUAGGCAACAUAAAAAAAUCUUCAAACAAUUUAAGAAAAGUUUCUGUCUUCGACUUAUGCCUUAUGUUAGAAAUAAGUUUCCAGAAAAUAAAUGUCAGAGACUAGGCACUCAUGCUGAAAGCUAAAUGCUUCCACUCCAAACUUACAAACCCUUUCUUACCUUUCCUAGAAACGAUUGCUACAUGGAUUGCAAAUAUGAAUGAUUGAUUCAUUUUCUUCCCAGAUAUGAAAAUCUAUUCAUAGUAUUUUCCUGUUUGUGCAGGGGGAUGCAGCUACCAGGAAGCACAAACAAAAAGCUGGCUGGAAAGCCAUAAAGCUCCAUUUUCCUUAAUGCUUUCUCCACUGCUGUGCCAAACAUGACUUCUAAGGCAGUAGGGCUGCAUGUAAUAUUGUAUAUGACUGUAUGGCCCAUGGUGCCUCUAUGACACAUGGUUUAAGCUCAGUCUCACUGAUGGCCAGGAGAUCACUCUGAAGACCCUCAUGGAGUUUAGCAGACCCUGUAAGAUGCUGACAGCUUAGGGCCAGGUUCUUGUUAGUGAAAUGAAGUCUAUGGAGCUAAGGCUAUAGUGCCCAGCUGGGUUAGAUAUUUUCAAAGAGAGAGCAAGGGCUAGCAGAAAGUUUAGAAUCUUCUAAGCGGAAUGACAAGUUGCUGUAGGGUGCCAGCAACAACCUCACACCACAGCAGGCAAAGGAGACCAAGGCUGUUAGAAAAUAAACCCUGGUCCACAUUGAUCCCCUACUGCUCUUUGGUUUAGAGGAAAAAAAAAUGUUUGCUAACUCUAACUGGCUGAACAGCAGUUACUUUCUGAGAUACUAGAAGCCCUGACUGGAAAAGGGCUCUGGGGGAUUAUCGUCAGGAAUGAGAGUUGUCAGUCAUCAGCCUGCGGGUCAAGGACUGAAGCUGCAAACAUCAACACUACAAGUAACUGCUUCCGUGGCUCCAUCACACGGAAACAGCCAACAGUAUGCUCCAAAGACAGAGUUACUGUGUUAAGGACAAAGGGGCCUUUGUAUACAUUCUUGGUGAAAAGCUAAUUUUAAUGAUAUUUUCUGGAAUUCCAGGUUUUUUACAUUUGUUGUCAAAGAAGAAGUGUCUUUCAAAUAUGGUACAUAAAACAUUAAACAGCCCUAUUUUCAGAUACAGAAUCACAGAUAGAUAGAAUAAUUUCAAAUUGCAAAACAUAUUGCACAGGAAGAGGAAAAUGAGACUCUAGAUAUGGAUUUAUUUGGUGAUGGAGAUUCUCUUCUCUAUAUUUUAAUAUAGUUUCCAAGUUUGAACCACGGACCUAUAUUAUUUUUAUAAUCAGAAAAAAAGAAAAAAAAGAAUAUCCUCUGUCUUCCCAAAGAUGGGCCUGUUCUCUGUUCUGCCUAAAGGUUAACGGAAGUGUGGGGACCAAUCUCAGACCAUGCCUGGCACUCCUGAGUUUUCACCUCUGCUGUAAUGACCUGACACCUCCUUGAAAAAUGUAAUGUGUGAGACGCUAAUACUGGCCCACAGUUUUGCUGAAGGAAAAAGUAUUUCAAAAAAAAUAAAGACAACAAAGCAAACCUUGUGGAUACAAAUUAUAAAGUCUUUUCUCUUUCCUUCCUAAGAAAUUUACUUUAUCCCUCUAUUUCUAGAAUUUUUCUAUGUUGGACAUUUUUGGAUGUGAGAUAGUGUUAGAUCCAGGUAGAAUGAGUAUUUUGUUAAAUACUGAAUGAUGAUCAGAGAAAGGAAUGACCAGCUUCGUUAAAACCACAUUCAGUAGGAUGCCAAAAUAUAGCAGAGCUGCAUAUAAACAGCAUGGAUUAUAUUAACAGGCUUCCCUGGUGAAUAAAGAAUCUUAUUCCCAACUCUUUUUCCCUAUCCUACCCUCACCCCAUGGUUACAUAAUCUUUAGAAUGGAAUUUGGAAAUUCUUCUGACCCUGCCCUGCUUGCUGAUAGAGCUGAGUCAGUGGCUGGCAGGGCCAUAAUCUAAUAAGUGAGCCUGGAAACACAGAACUUCGCAGUCCUCUUGUCUCAGCCCAGAUACUGUACAGGCAAGGAAAGAAAGACUCACCCCUGUAUCCCUCCUUCCCUCCUCUGGCCUAAGUUUACACUGACUUCACCCAGCAGGCACCUCGCCCUCCCAGAUGUGAUGGGAGGGGCUAACGUGCAGUACAUGGCUAUGGUGGGGUGGAGGUGCAGGCAGCAAACAAUAUUUAAGAUGCGGAGUUGGUAAAGCAUUCAGGCUUGGGAAAGAGGCUAUAGGAUACCCACUCGAGAUCCACUUUCAGAAACUCAAGCUUUGAGAAGGCUAAGAAAGAGCAAGGAAAGAAAGAAACCAACAAAGUGACAAGACUGUUAAGAGUGUAAGGUUAUAAUCUGCUGCAGCUUUGCAAACCUCAACUGGGCAUAUCUAGAUUUCCUCAAAGGAAGAUUCUACCCCACCCAGGUCUAAAAAUGAUGCUGAAAAAGGCUCUGUCUGCUGUGACCUGGCUCUGCAUUUUCAUUGUGGCCUUUGUCAGCCACCCAGUGUGGCCACAGAAGACCCCUAAGCAUAAGACACCUGCACAGCUCAAAGUGGCCGCCUGCUGUGAGGAGGUGAAGGAGCUCAAGGCGCAAACCGCCAACCUGAGCAGCCUGCUGAGCGAACUGAGCCAGAAGCAAGAGAGGGACUGGGUCAAUGUGGUCAUGCAGGUGAUGGAGCUGGAGAGCAAAAGCAAGCGCAUGGAGGUGCGGCUCACAGAGGCUGAGGGCAAGUACUCUGAGAUGAACAACCAGAUCGACAUUAUGCAGUUGCAGGCAGCGCAGACAGUCACACAGACCUCAGCAGAUGCUAUCUAUGACUGCUCUUCCCUCCACCAGAAGAACUACCGCAUCUCUGGAGUGUAUAAGCUUCCUCCCGAUGACUUCCUGGACAUCCCUGAGCUGGAGGUGUUCUGUGACAUGGAGACUUCAGGCGGUGGCUGGACCAUCAUUCAGAGACGGAAGAGUGGUCUUGUCUCCUUCUACCGGGACUGGAAGCAGUACAAGCAGGGCUUUGGCAGCAUCCGUGGGGACUUCUGGCUGGGGAACAAGCACAUCCACCGGAUCUCCCGACGGCCAACCCGGCUACGCGUGGAAAUGGAGGACUGGGAGGGCAACAUGCGCUAUGCUGAGUACAGCCACUUUGUUUUGGGCAAUGAACUGAAUAGCUACCGCCUAUUUCUGGGGAACUACAGUGGCAACGUGGGGAACGACGCCCUCUUCUAUCAUAACAAUACAGCCUUCAGCACCAAGGACAAAGACAAUGACAACUGCUUGGACAAGUGCGCACAGCUCCGCAAAGGUGGAUACUGGUACAACUGCUGCACAGACUCCAACCUCAAUGGAGUUUACUACCGCCUCGGAGAGCACAACAAGCACCUGGAUGGCAUCACCUGGUACGGCUGGCAUGGGUCUACUUACUCCCUCAGACGGGUAGAGAUGAAAAUCCGCCCAGAAGACUUCAAGCCCUAAAAGGAAGCCUGCUGGGGAGCAGGGCUGCAGAGAUGCAGACAAAUGGAGGUUGGACAAGGGCAGAGGAGGAGAGGAAGAGUGUAUAGAAAGGGUAGGGAUGGAAAAUGACCUAAAAUCUCCAACGAGAGAGUAAAUCUCUGAGGAACACAAUAAAAUUGUAUGUACCAAGGAUGCUGCAGCAAAUGGGACAAGGCUUUUAAACACAGUAGGUCCUGAGACAGACUUCUCAGGGGCUGGAAUGAGGGACUCUGCCUGUGAUCCUUAACAUAGCAGUAGUAUGUCUUUUCCACGAUUUUUCUGUGAAAAACAUAAUUGUGAGGUCAAUUCAUCCAUUUUCUCUAAAGCCGCAACAAAAACAUUGCAGAAAGGCAGAAAACAAAUCCCUUUGCUAAAAAGAACUAUUUAAUUUCGAUUCU
This is a messenger RNA of Trichechus manatus latirostris (Florida manatee), 7035 nucleotides long. RefSeq names its product angiopoietin like 7 (gene ANGPTL7). The coding region runs from base 5582 to 6619 and encodes 345 amino acids. The transcript has 5 exons. Lineage: Eukaryota; Metazoa; Chordata; Mammalia; Sirenia; Trichechidae. The record is from RefSeq and is a predicted model, not a curated record.